AUGGCGACUGACGGAGGUUGGCAAGAGGCUACGAAUAGAAGACGAAGGAAGACAGCGGCGAUAGGAAAUCAAAAAAGUUGGAAUCAUGCAGGGGUAACGACGCUGUUUGUAUCUAAUAUUCCUCAUGAGACCAGGAUUGAAUCCUUAAAAAGUUUCUUCACCAAAUAUGGGGAAGUGGUGGACGUGUAUGUGGCUGCGAAGAAAGACGUAAACAAAAAGUCUUUUGCUUUUGUGCGAUUUAAAGCGACGGGAGAUGAACGGAGACUUGAGGAGUCCCUUCAAGGCAUAACUUUUAAAGAAAGACCGCUAGAGAUCAACAUAGCAAGGUUUGCAAGAAAAUCGAUCAAUUCAAAAGGGGACAAGUUUACGAGGAAUCAGAACCAAUACAGAAGACCACAUGAACAUCGAUGGAGAGGUAGAGAUAACAGAUCCUUCGCUGAGGUGGUACGAGGUAGUAACAAACUUGGGAGAACUACGACCUACCAAACCCAAGCGAUACUUUUAUCUCCAAUUAAAAUCUCAGAUGAUUCACCGCUUAAGGGAUGGUUGAGUAGUAAGUUAACUUUGAUUGGUGAAAUACACAGCUUCGACCAUCUCGAAAAGGUGCCACUUGCAUUCAAGAACUGUGAUGGGUCUGAAUGUGAACUAAAAUACUUGGGAGGGCUACGAAUGGGCGUCAAAUUCAUAGAUGACAAGAGCAGAGAUUCGUUCCUGGUUAGGUGGUCGAAAUGGUUUAGGUUGAUGGAGAGCGGCGAUAUCGCGACUUAUAACUUCGAAAGGAUAGCAUGGAUAAAAAUCAUCGGCCUCCCACCAAAACUAUGGUCAGAAGAGAAUUUCUCGAAAAUCACCGGACUGAUGGGCAGGGUGAUUGUUCCAUUCGAAGUUGAUACAUCCAGUGCGAAUUUAGUCUAUGGGAACGUCGUCGAUCUUGACUGGACUCCAUUUAAGCAACUUGAUCACUCAUUGGAGGAUACUUCCUCAUCAGAUGAAGAUGAAGACGAAGUGGAUGACUUGGUCGGAUCGGACGAUGAAGAUCAUGUAUCGGAUACCCCUCCAAUGCAGUAUGAAAAGGAAGAGUCUGAAGAGGGCGAGAUUAGAGAAGAGGAUGGAACGGAAAUAAACUCUCACUUACAUGUGGCCGGUAAGCAUAACAACUCGGAGAUGAGGCCGCCUCCGGCGAUCAUGGUACCGGCAGGGACUGACGGAGGAAGUGAAACCGAAUUGCAUUGGGAAUCCCAAAGGGCACAAAUUAAUGCAAACGUUAAUGAACCGACGGUUAUUGGAAAGUCAAACGGGAAUGCAGGAAAUAUUGCGCCGUCUAAAAACCUGGAGUCUACCAAUUUGGGCCAUAUGGACUUGUCAAAUGGGCCCCUAAACGCGUUACCUUUAACUGGCUGCUUUGGCCCUUUUCAUAACAAUAUGGUUCGAAGUGAACCAAUUCCGGGUCGAACCAACAAUAAUUUUAAAGGAUCCUCUGAUAAAAGAAGAUGA
Lactuca saligna is the source of this 1491-nucleotide messenger RNA. The record is from the annotation of a GenBank genome assembly. Lineage: Eukaryota; Viridiplantae; Streptophyta; Magnoliopsida; Asterales; Asteraceae.